AUGUCGGAGCGAAUCCUCAUGAAUGAGUUCCGGGCGUUAUCGCGUGAGAAAUGGUUGAACGUCGAGCUACACAGGGAGAACAUCUACCAAUGGGAUGUUGCGCUCAUCGUCUUAAACAAGGACUCCCUUUAUCAUGGCGGCUAUUUCAAAGCCCGGAUGACUUUCCCCCAGAACUACCCUUAUUCACCUCCCGAGUUUCGCUUCCUCCUCCCUCUUUACCACCCCAACAUUUACACCGACGGCCGAGUGUGUAUCUCCAUCCUGCAUCCUCCUGGCGAGGAUGAGAUGUCGGGCGAGCUGGCUGCGGAGCGCUGGUCUCCUGCUCAGCGGGUAGAGUCGGUCCUGAUCUCCAUUCUCUCCUUGCUGGACGACGCCGAGGUCUCUUCUCCCGCCAAUGUCGAUGCGGCCGUGAUGUUGCGACAGGAUCCAGAUGAGUAUCGUGUUCGGGUCAUAGCGAAUGUCGAGGCCUCUAAAGCGAUGACUCCGCCCGAUUUUAAGAUGCCGGAUCAGGAAACAACCCGCGUGGAGCUGGAGAAGGAUGAUGCCGACUUCUGGGCUGAUUCGGAAGUGGAUAGUGACCCUUUCGGUGGCAGUGACUCUGAAGGGGACUCCGAUAUGGAUCAACUGACUGCGAGUGAGGAUGAUGCCGACGAGGAUGACGAGGACGAGGACGAGAAGGGUCUAUGA
Messenger RNA from Penicillium pulvis, 687 nucleotides. RefSeq lists its product as uncharacterized. Gene Ontology annotation, biological process: proteasome-mediated ubiquitin-dependent protein catabolic process; protein polyubiquitination. The record is from RefSeq and is a predicted model, not a curated record. NCBI's taxonomy places the organism in Eukaryota, Fungi, Ascomycota, Eurotiomycetes, Eurotiales, Aspergillaceae. The transcript has 3 exons. The coding region runs from base 1 to 687 and encodes 228 amino acids. Gene Ontology annotation, molecular function: ubiquitin conjugating enzyme activity.